AUGGCAUCGGCCUGGGAGCGGCUGCUGUCGGCCUUCGCCUCUGAGGCGGGGGACGCUCCUAGCUCCGAGCUCGAGGGCUGGGAGCGGCUGCUGCUUGCCAAGCUCGCGGCGCGGCAGCUGGGCGUGCCGAAGGCGCCGUUGGAGCGGCGCUGGCUCCAGGCGACGACCCUGGAUGACUGCCAUCAGCUGUUUCAAGAGGCUGACGCACCCUUGGCAGAGGCCAGAGCCUUGCUGGCGCGCUCACGCUCGAGAUCCCCGCGGAAGCUGCGCCGCUGCCGGGAGCUGCUGCGCGGCUCGCCGAACUGUGGCACCGAGAAGGCACGCCUGGCGCGGCAGCUGCUGAGGCGGCCUUUGGAGGUGGAGGGCGAUGCAUUGCCGCCUUGCCUGGCUCUAGCAGCACCUGCCAGUCUUGGACCGCCCGCCUUCUUUCCGGUGGGCAAUGCUGCAGGGCGCUUUGCGCCUCUGACUUCCGGCCUUGAGGUGGCUGAACCGCGCCUUCUCUUCAUCGGGAUGUCUGACCCAAGGCAUCUGCUCUCCGCCUUGGCAUUGCUAGACGAGACACAGCGCGUUACAUGCGUGCUGAAUGAUCUCAACGCAGAGACUUGCGCGCGCAACGCGCUGAUCUUGGAGCUCCUCUCCGGGAGCGAGAUGCUGGGUGAGCGAAUGCUGGCCAUUUUCUCGAUUUGGUGGCUACAUGAGUUGCCCUCGCCGCUGCUGCCGCUGAUGUGCCGGGCCGCUGCCCAGGCGAAGGCGCAAGGUUGCUGCCGCACCAAAGCAACCCUGGAGAGCUGGUGCGCCAUGUGGAGCCAGACGUCAAGUGGAGCUGGCUCUGAGCUUCAAGAGGUGUUGCAAGCUGCACAGCUGGAGGGCAAUGUGAAGGAGGCUGCAAGCAAUCUUGUUGAGGAAGGCAUGCCAGUCGUGGUGAAUUCUACGUUGCGGCACGCGGCGGCUCGCUUGGAGUACAACUUGCAUUCUGGGCAUGUCUCCGCGGGCUGGGAGGAGGCGGGGGACGGAGUCCUGCUGUGGCCUGGCUUAGACGAGGCGGAUGAGUUCGACGCGGACAGGGGCCAGCCCAACCGCGAUGAGUACUUGGCAGCCUGUGCCAAGCUUCUUCCCCUCUUCGUGGCAGCACUCUCCAAAGUUGGAACAUGGUUCCAGCAGGGGAGGGCGCACUGGCGGUGCCAAGCCGGCGAUUGCCUCGCCCUGCUUGAUGACCUCCCAGGCUCAGCUGGCUUCCAUCGUAUCUUCACCUCAAAUGUAGCUGACCAUGUCGGGGUGCCCAGCCUGGCGCUGAAGUUGCUUCCCUUCCUUGAGACCCACGGGAGGUUGGUCGCUUGCCUCAGCAACAACUUGAAGGCAGUCGACUUUGGCGGUGACACGGAGUCUCUCUUCCCCAAGCUGCAUGGUGUCACGCUUGAGGCCGCCGCCAAAGCACUUGGCGCCAAGCAUCAGAGCUGCGGGGAUCAGGUGUGGCUUCAACCGAAAGAGGCAGCUGCCGAAGACAGCAAGGCUCUGCUGGAUUUGAUCGUCUUCUCCGCGGACCGUUUGUACCGCUGCCCUCAACCUGCUGACGAGACCAUUCGCAGGCGCAUGGAGCAUGGGGAUUGCCUCGGUAUGGCCCACAGGUUCGCCCGUCGCUUCAGCUGCUCGGCGGUGACUGUGGCCUGCUUGGCCCGGCUGCUGCUGCGUUUGGCCAAGAUAGCACCAGAGGUCGCUGCCGAGGCUUGCGCGCGCGUGGUGGAGGCAGCGCCACAUUCACUCCUGCGCUUGGCGCAGUGCCUGCCCAAGGAGUUGCCUGCAGGGCUGCAGGCUUUGCCUCCUGAGGCGCGGCCGCGAAGCUUGAGGUUGCUGCGAUUCCGAGUUUCACAGAGCCGACUGCCACGCUGGGCCUGGCGCACACAUCCAACUGUUGUGCUGCUUUGGGUGCGUGCCUCUGGGCGGACAGCUGCGCGGCCGCAAACGCUGCGCCCGCAAGAGCCGAUGUGGCACAAAUGCAGGAAAACCUCGCAGCUGCCAAGCGGCGAGGUUUGGGGCCAGCUGAAGUGGGCCUUGGAUGCCAGCCCAGAUGAGGUCCAGAUCAUCGAUGGUUUGGAUAUCGCGAUGCAGGAAGACGGCAACGUGUGCAUCACCUUCGCCCUGGAUGCAUUUGAGUGCGAGUUCGGGGUCGGAGCUGCAGCUUUCCUUCUGAGUGUGGUUGACAACGUCAUUGUGACAGGUGAGAUGGACAUCCAACUGCACCGCCUUGACUUGCUGCAAUGCGGGGCGCUCCAGCCUGGCACUCUGGAGGUCUUGCCUGUCGGCAAGAAGAAGCAGCAGAAAGUAGCAGUGGGUGAUGACUCUGGUGUGCUGCAGGUCUUCUACCUCAAAAAGGGAGAGGUGCAAUUUGAGUGGAAGUCUCCGCCGCUGGGGCGAGAGAUCAGCUCCGUGGUGAUGCAAAUGGCGAAGGACAAGAUCUUCGUUGGAUGUGGGCAGUCCAUUCAUGGCUUCACUCGCAAGGGAAAAGAGUUUGUCAAGAUCAAGACUAACUUGACAGAGACCAUCAAUCAUCUCUUCGUAGAAGAGAACAUGAUUUGGACUGGGGGCGAAUACAUCCUUAACAUUUACGAUAAUUGCAAGGACUUCGGCUUUGUGAUGACGAAGGACCGAAUCAAUGCCGCAGCCCCAACUGACAGGUCGAAGGCUCUGCUUCUGCGCUGGGCUUUCACGGGGGAAACCCGGUGGACAAUCCUUCGCGGGGCUGCCAAGCUGUGGGAGGAGGGCGGGGCAGACGAGGCCGGGCGUUUCGACAGGCAGGAUGGCACAGUUUUGCGCCUCACUGCUCUGGUGCUUGAGGAGGAAGAGGAGGCGGAGAAGAAGAAAAAUAAGAAGAAGAAGAAGAAGAAGAAGAAGAAGAAGAAGAAGAAGAAGAAGAAGAAGAAGAAGAAGAAGAAGAAGAAGAGGCAACUUGAGGAGGAGAAGGUGGCCAGCCGAAAGAAGGAGCUGAAGGCUCUGGGUGUUGCCGACAUCAAGGAGAUGGCUUCAAAAGCAUGCUUGCAGACAGGAAAGAAGGAGGACAUGAUUCAGGCCAUCCUGGAGCAGGAAGCAUCAGAGCGGGAGGCGGUGAAAGCCCGUGAAGCCCAAAUCCGAGCAGUGGUCGUGCAGAAGAAGGAAGAACUGGAAGCUCGCAGCGCGCCGGAGCUGAAAGAGCUCUGCGCGGUCCAGGGCAUCACAGGAACGCUGCCAAAGCAGACGCGCGUCGAGAAGCUUUUGCAACAGUGGCAGCAGGAUGGUGGUGUGGACAAGGCCUUGGAGCAAAUGGUGCGCGACAAACAGGAGGCAGCGCUGGUUGCCCUCGACAAGGCGGAGCUGCUCAAGCAGUGCAAGAAGCGCAACCUCAAGCCAUUUGUCAAGGAGGUCAUGGUGGAUCGGCUGCUGAAGGCAGAGCUGAGGGCGGGCCACUUUGCGCCCAAAAAGGUCGAGGAGGAGAAGCCCGUCAACGGAGAUCUGGUGGAGGCAUUGCUGAGUAGCGAGGCACAGCGCAAGAAGGAUGCAGAGUUGAAGAAGCAGCAGGAUGAGGCCGACAGCAGCAAGCGCAAAGAGCUGCGCGUGAUGUCUGUGGAGGCCCUCAAGAAGGCUCUGAUCAGCAAGAGCCUGGAAGCUUCUGGGAGGAAGGAUGAUAUGGUGGAGAUGCUUUUCCAGGCAUGGAAGCAGGAACAAGCGCUGGCAUCCAGGAAGGCAGAGCUGAAGGCUUUGAGCAAAGACGACUUGAAGAUUCUGGCUGCCCGAAACGGCUCUACUGCCAGCGCCAAGGAGGCCAUGAUUGAGGCGGUGCUCCAGCAAGAGGCCAAGCAGCGCCAGAUGCAGAAGGACUACGAUGCUAAGGUCAUCCUGGUACUUGUCAAGAAGCGAGAAGAGCUAGAUGACAAGACCAACCAUGAGCUCAAGGAGAUGUGCGCGAGCAGAGGUCUGAAGGCAGGAAGCUGCAAGGAAGACCGCGUUGAAAGGCUCCUGGAGAACAUGAGGACGACGCACGAGGCAGACAAGGAUGUGUUGGAGCUGAGCAUGGCGGAGCGUCGGCAAGAAUUUCUUGCUAUGGACGAGACUCAGCUGGAGAAGCUUUGCACCGAGCUUAGCGUCGAUCCCCUGGUGAAGGAGGUAAUGGUGGAGCGGCUUCUUGCUGAGAGCUGA
Molecule: messenger RNA, 4167 nt
Organism: Effrenium voratum
Lineage: Eukaryota; Dinophyceae; Suessiales; Symbiodiniaceae
Source: the annotation of a GenBank genome assembly